UCGCUGAAGUAUACAAGAAUUGGUAAUAGCUUUUCACCGGUUAAGAUGGUAGAUUUUAAGCAACCUCUGCCCGUUAUAAAACGCCGUAAUUCCAACUCUAAAAAUAGUGAUCCUGAAAUAUUUAGAGAAGACAAUAAGCUCUUAAAACUAGAUGAGAACAUUGAUGAGCAUUCCCAGGAAUUUAGUAGUACUAUUUUAAAACGGUUAUUACUAAGUUUACAGAAGAAAAUCAAUAUUAACCAAGAGCUCAGAAUUAAGUAUCCCGAACAACCAGAAAAAUUUAUGGAAAGUGAAAUCGAACUUUAUGAAGAAAUUCAAAACUUUAGUGUCUUAGCUACCGCCCCUGAUUUGUUGCCUGAAUUUAUAGAAAGUAAAGUUUUCACUCUCACCAUCCAACUUUUAGCACAUGAAAAUGCAGACAUUAGCAGCGCUGUAGUCCAGCUUUUCUUUGAGUUAACGGAUGAUGAAGUAUUAACUGACUUUCCCGAUGAAGCCAAUACCCUAAUUGAAGCGCUGGUAAAGGACAAUUUUAUUCUACUUCUUUACCAAAACAUUAUUCGCAUGGAUGAGAAGAAUGCCGACGAUAGCACGUGUGUCCAUUCGACGCUGGGAAUACUCGAGAACUUUACUUCAUUGGAGCCAAAGUUGUGUGAAACCAUAGUAGAUUCCUCAGAGUUUUUACCUUGGCUACUUGGAAGGAUCCGUGUUAAGCAGUUUGAUCAGAAUAAACUCUAUGCGAGUGAAAUAUUAUCUAUUUUACUUCACCACGGAGAAAUAAUUUCCAGGAAACUGGGAGAAAUGGGCGGAAUCGACUCUCUACUUCGCUCUUUAGCGCAUUAUCGAAAUAAAGAUCCCAAAGACAGCGAAGAAAUUGAGUUGCUCAAUAAUUUGUUUGACUCUCUGUGCUCUUGUUUAUUGGUAAAAGAAAACAAGAAGCAUUUUUUACAAGAAGAAGGGAUUGAAUUACUUAUAAUUAUGCUCAAAGAAAAGAAAAUGGCGAGCGUUGGUGCAGUAAAAGUCUUAAAUUAUUGCUUUACUGGAGGAAACGAAUUUGAAGCCUGCAAAAAAUUUGUGGAUCAAUUUGGACUGAAAAGUUUAUUUCCGAAAUUUAUGAAACCUCCCAAAAAAUUCAUAAAGGGUUUAGAGGUGAACGACUUUGAAGAAAGCGUUGUUUGUAUUAUUUAUGAUAUGCUGAGAGCAUUUUCGGAGAACAGCGCUUAUAAAACUCGUGUUCUCGGCAAGUUUAUCGAAAGCGACAUGAUAAAGAUAGAGAGAUUAGUUGAGCUGCAUGAAAAAUAUUUCGAGCAAAUUCAAAAAUGUCGUAAAGCAAUUGAGGCAGAAAAAAUGGAGCUUCAACUUGAAGGCAAGAAGCUUACCGAGUAUGACACUGCCAGAUUUGAAAUGAAAGAAUACGAUGCUGGCUUAAAUACUCUUCGCCUUGUGGAUUAUUUGCUUUGUUACUUAUGCGCCAGCGAAGUACCAGAAUUUCAAGUUCGAAUAUAUAAACUCUUCGAUCAAAAGCAGAAGAGAAUUACAGAGUUUCUCGCUACGCUUGAAGAUAACAUUAAAGACUUGGAAAACGCUUCGACUGAAGAUACAGAUAAAGCUGCUAGAGAUGUGAAAGCAAUGAAAGAAUUACUUUUAAAAAUUAAGCGUUAAAAGAAGCGCUUCUAUAUAUUCUUUAGCUUUGUUAUUAGUGUUAAAAUGCACAUUUGGAAAAGUCUUAAAGGGAUCGUUACUAGCUUAUUGGGCCAUACAGCUAUCCCCAGGCGACUCUAAGUUUGUUAGUUGGACCAACUGCCACGAAGAGAGUUGUGCAGUCAUUUCCUAUUUCCUGGUGCAAGUUUCACAUGAAAGUUCUUAUCAAUUAUAGAAGAGUUAGGACCCUUAAA
Zophobas morio is the source of this 1892-nucleotide messenger RNA. RefSeq names its product beta-catenin-like protein 1. The coding region runs from base 46 to 1659 and encodes 537 amino acids. The transcript has 19 exons. The record is from RefSeq and is a predicted model, not a curated record. Gene Ontology annotation, cellular component: spliceosomal complex. NCBI's taxonomy places the organism in Eukaryota, Metazoa, Arthropoda, Insecta, Coleoptera, Tenebrionidae.